GGUGUUAUUAAUCAUAACUGUGCUAUGAUUUGGAUCACAACACGGAUUUCAGGCUAAAAUACGCUUUAAAACAUUGGUUCCUACCAGUGUGCUUCUAGGGGGACCAUAAACAAAGACGGACCGGAUUUCAGAAUGGCAAAAAUCAAAUAGCUGUCUACUCCCUAUAUCUAUGCACUACAUUGAGUAUUAAAUAACAACUUCUGUGCCCUAUGAAGUGCACUGUGUUAAUUAAUGCGUUAUGGUUUUGGUCGGUCUGCUUUCUGUUUUUAAGUUUGCCAAACAUGACCUAACUCGUUUUAGCACAAGGUAGUUCGUUAAUGGCUAGCAAUGUACUCCGUCUAAUACGACCUUACAUUUUCAACUCCAACCCCGGUUUGUUGAGGUCUUACUCCAUGGACGGUAUGGGCACGGCGAUCGCGACGAGUCGUUCCCCGCUCGAGCGGCUGGACUUCGAUAAUGUCGUGCUGAGAAAGCUCCCUGUAGAGGAGUCGGAGGCUCCGGGAGUGAGGACAGUCCGCGGCGCGUGUUUCUCCAGAGUCAUGCCGCAGCCGCUGGAGAAGCCUCGCUUUGUGGCGGUUUCCGGACCCGCCAUGGCGCUGCUCGGCCUCAGCGCGGAGGAGGUAAUCAGUGACCCUCUGGGCGCUGUGUACCUGAGCGGCUCCAGGGUGAUGCCAGGCUCCGAGCCCGCUGCCCACUGCUACUGCGGCCACCAGUUCGGCCACUUCGCGGGGCAGCUGGGCGACGGAGCGGCGUGUUAUUUGGGUGAAGUGAAAGCUCCAGCUGAUCAGAGUCUUGAACUGCUAAAGGAGAACCCCAGCAGGCGCUGGGAGAUCCAGCUGAAGGGUUCUGGACUCACGCCUUAUUCCAGGCAAGCGGAUGGACGUAAAGUCUUGCGCUCCAGCAUCCGUGAGUUCUUGUGCAGCGAAGCUGUCUUUGCCCUUGGGAUUCCUACCACACGGGCUGGCUCUGUAGUGACCUCAGACUCGCGGGUCAUGAGAGAUGUGUUUUACAAUGGCAAUCCACGCAUGGAGAGAUGCUCGGUGGUGUUGCGCAUCGCUCCCACUUUUAUCAGGUUUGGUUCAUUUGAGAUUUUCAAACAGGAGGAUGAGCUCACAGGUCGGCAGGGCCCCAGCUAUAGAUAUACUGAGAUACGAACUCAAAUGCUGGAUUAUGUCAUUGAUACUUUCUACCCAGAGAUCCAGCAGAGCCACUCAGACCCAGUGGAGAGGAACACUGCCUUCUUUAGGGAGGUGACGCUGAGAACAGCCAGACUUGUGGCCCAUUGGCAGUGUGUGGGAUUCUGUCAUGGAGUCCUCAAUACUGAUAAUAUGAGUAUUCUGGGGCUUACACUGGACUAUGGACCGUUCGGCUUCAUGGACCGCUUUGAUCCAGAGUUCAUCUGCAACGCCUCUGAUAAUUCUGGCCGUUACUCAUAUCGAGCUCAGCCAGAAAUCUGUCACUGGAACCUGGCUCGGCUAGCAGAAGCUCUGAACCCAGAUCUGCCCUCGGACCGGGCGCAGGCGGUGUUGGAGGAGUACUCGCCCCUCUUCAACACAUUCUACUUGAGCAAUAUGAGAAGGAAACUGGGCUUGCUGAGGAAAGAGGAACCAGAAGAUGAGCUGCUUAUCACAAACCUAAUGCAGACAAUGCACAACACGGGUGCUGACUUCACCAACACGUUCCGCUGUUUGAGUCAGAUCUCAUGUCCUGCAGAAGGAGACACAGUGGAGGAUGCUGAACUUGUCAAACAGGCCACAGAGCUUCUCUUGCAGCAGUGUGCCUCUCUAGAGGAGUUAAAGGCUGCCAGCAAACCUAAUAUGGACCCACGUGAGUUCUCAAUGCUGCUCUCCUUGGCCCAGAGUAACCCUGCGCUGUUCGGCAUGUUGUCAGACCGGAGAACGUUGGCCCGACAGCUGGAGAAGCUCUCUAGGUUAAAGGAGCUGCUGGAAAGCACAGAGACGGACCUGAAGAACAAGCAGACAGAGGAAUGGACCUGCUGGAUUAAACAGUACAGGCAGCGUCUUGCUCGUGAGUGUGAGGGAGAGUGCGAUGUGAAGGCGGUGCAGGAGGAGAGAGUGCGUGUGAUGGACAGCACCAAUCCUCGUGUAGUGCUUCGAAAUUACAUCGCCCAGAAUGCAAUAGAAGCAGCAGAGAAUGGGGACUUCUCUGAGGUUCAGAGAGUUCUGAAAGUGCUGGAGAAGCCGUUUUGCGCGCAGGAGGGCUGGAUGGUAAGACGAGGAUCAGAGGAGGCACAAGAGAGGGAUGAAGAAGAGGGACAGAGAGAGGCUGAGGAGGAUGUUACAGGAGCAGAGAACAGAGUGAUUGUGUCUUAUGACAGCAAGCCCCCAGCCUGGGCUGCUCAAAUCUGUGUCACAUGAUCAUCCUAAAGCCUUCAGGACAAGCAGCCCAGAGAUUCAUGUCUCUGAGUAUCUGUCUGUGAAGGCUGUUUGAGGUACUAAACUCCUAUUAACCAGUUUAAGAAUAUACAGAAAAACUAAUGGCUGGAAUUAAAAAUUCUAUUCUGUAUAUCUGACUGGUUAUAAAUGAUGACUUGGACCACCAGUCUGAGAGACAGGUCUUAGUCUGAAGACAGAGGUUUUAGUACCGUAUAAACCAAAGUGUGUGUGUGUGUGCGCGCGCGCGCAAAAAGUCUUAACGCACAAGAUAGGGAGCAGUUUGUAAGCUCCAAAAUGUAAGUGCACAGGUAGUUGAUUUGUCCAUCAUACAACAAAUUAUGUAUGUAGAAUUAAUAUGCAAUUAUGUUACGGGUAAUGAUAUGCAAAUGAGCUUAUCCUGGAUUAAAAGGUUUACAUUCCUAUACAGUGCCCUCCACUAAUAUUGGCACCCUUGGUAAAUAUGAGCAAAGAAGGCUGUGAAAAAUUGUCUUUACUGUUUAACCUUUUGAUCUUUUGUUCAAAAAAAUUCACAAAAAUACUCUGCGCUCCUGAAUAUCAGACAAUUGCAAACAAAACACAGGUUUGUAUAAAAAAUAUCUUUGUUAAAUAUAGGUGUGUAACAAUUAUUGGCACUCUUUUAGUCAAUACUUUGUGCUACCUCCCUUUGCCAAGAUAACAGCUCUGAGUCUUCUCCUAUAAUGACUGAUGAGGUUCAAGGAUACAUGGCAAGGGAUCUGAGACCAUUCCUCCAUACAGAAUCUCUCCAGAUCAGGGGUGUCCAAUCUUAUCCGCAAAGGGCCGGUGUGGGUGCAGGUUUUCAUUCCAACCAAGCAGAAGCCACACCUGAUUCUACCUGUUUAAUCAGUUGAUCUUGGCUUUCAAUAGACUAAAUAUGACAAAAGCUCAAAAGGUUAAACAAUAAAGACAAUUUUUCACAGCCUUCUUUGCUCAUAUUUACCAAAGGUGCCAAUAUUAGUGGUGGACACUGUACGUUACACAAAUGGAGCAUAAACCUGAAUGUAGGCCUUAUUAUUUCUGGACUUUUAGAUGCUGAACAAUAAUUUCAAGUGGUACUGAUGAGCGUUGUGUAAGAAGAGUGAUUGUUUAACUUCAUAAUAAUUUAGAUGUAGGGCGCACAGUGGCUUAGUUAGCACGUUCUCCUCACACCUCCAGGGUUGGGGGUUUGAUUCACGCUGCUGCCCUGUGUGUGCGGAGUUUGCAUGUUCUCCCCCAGUCCAAAGACAUGCAUGGUAGGCUGAGUGGCAUGUCCAAAGUGACCGUAUGGUGUGAAUGUGUAUGUGAUCGUGCCCUGCAAUGGAUUGUCACCCUGUCCAGUGUGUACCCCACCUUGUGCCCCAUGCUCCCUGGGAUAGGCUCCAGGUUCCCUGUGACUCUGUAGGAUAAGUGGUAUAGAAGACUGAUUGAUGGAUGGAUCAUUUAGAUAUAAUAAACAUCUACCAAAGACAAAGCUGUCCACGUUUUUUGUUCAUUGUUAUUUUUAUGAGCUAUACAUUUUGUGUCAUCUAUGGUUUCAUUUGUGAUACUUCAUUCUGAAGGUUUAUAAACUGAUGUGGAUUUACAUGUAUAAGUCAAUUUAUGACAUUAAAUGCAAAAUAAAGCAUUGUUGUAUUUACUAAUGCAGAGCAUGGUCAAUGUGUUAGUGUUUUUGUGUGUUGUUGUAGUGUUGCUCUUUGUAAAUUAACAGCAGCAACAUGCAUCUAUGCCACAUUUUGUUAUUAGGUCACAAUAUUUGUUUCCUCAGUUCAUGAAACUCCUAUAAUGAUUUAAGUUUUAAGUAUCUUUUGUUACAAGAAAGGAAUACUGUUUCAGAUGGUGACUUGAUUGAGGACUGUAACAUUUGAACAUGACUUUCACUGUGUUUUGGUACAAGCAGAAAGGAAUGUGUGCCUUAGGGUCUGCAUGUAUAAACCUGUUACCAAAACCCCGAUUAAGCACAACAUACAAAGCUAAACAAGGAGAAGGUGCUUUAAGCAGAUACAGAGAGAUACUUCUUCCUCUUUUUUUUUUUUUUUUUUUUUUUAAAGUAAUUAAAAGGGGGUUUCCAGUGGCAUGGGGUUAUAUAAUUUAAUAAUGAUUCUCCAGAUAUAAAAAUACUACUAGUAAAAAUUAACAAACUUAAAUGGGUGCUAGCAAAAAACAUACAUUUCUUCAUGUCAAUAAUUCAGUUUACACACAGAAAAAUAAAUUUUUUGUACAGAUCAGUAUUGCACUAAUUGCAGUGUAAAAUGAGUAACUUUGGAUUCCUAGCUUUUUAUAAAAGGGUGUUACUUGAAACCCUCUCUAACAGGGGAAGUCCCCUGAAAAAAAGGCUUCUAAACUGUACCUUUCUUUGUCACUGGGGUUGUACCCUCAAGUGUACACCUUUUGUACAUUUAGUAGGUGUCUUUUUCUUAGAAAUGUGUAUAUGUACCUUUGAAGCUUUACUCUAAAACUAAUUAUGUUCCAUUUAUGCAUCUUAAAUCACUCAAAAAGUACACUAUAUCCAUGUUUCCAGGUGAAAGGAACAAAAGGUGCCUUGAGGGUACCACCAAGUGACAAAGAGAAAAUAAUUAUUUUAAUUUUUAUUUACAUAGAACCUUUAAGGAUUGCCUCCAGAGGGACAAACCAAAUAAGCAGCAAGGGUGACGUAUUUAACCUAGACUGUUCAUUUCUAUGUCAAUAACAUUAAAAACAUAUCUCAGAAAUAAGGUUAAAAAUUAAUAAUAAUAAUAAUAAUAAUAAAGGUAUAGUACAUAUCUGUUACAGAGGAACGUGCAUUUUAGUGGUCCUUUAGUUCCGAUUAUGUACUUUCAAUUAUUUUUUAAAAGUCUCUAGAUGAAAUGUACAUACUACAG
Ictalurus furcatus (blue catfish) is the source of this 5251-nucleotide messenger RNA. It is a transcript of the gene selenoo1, whose product is annotated as selenoprotein O1. Lineage: Eukaryota; Metazoa; Chordata; Actinopteri; Siluriformes; Ictaluridae. The record is from RefSeq and is a predicted model, not a curated record. The transcript has 9 exons.